Physella acuta is the source of this 3020-nucleotide messenger RNA. Its product is annotated as calpain-5-like. NCBI's taxonomy places the organism in Eukaryota, Metazoa, Mollusca, Gastropoda, Physidae. The record is from RefSeq and is a predicted model, not a curated record. Gene Ontology annotation, biological process: proteolysis. Gene Ontology annotation, cellular component: cytoplasm. Gene Ontology annotation, molecular function: calcium-dependent cysteine-type endopeptidase activity.
CAGGUCCCGCAAUGCCGAAGCAUUUUAAAAAUCAGAACUACAAGACCAUCAAGAAACAAUGCCUCGCCAAGGGCAUUCUCUUCGAGGACCCGGAGUUUCAGGCAUCCAACAAAUCUUUGUUUUUCUCCAAGGUGGAUGGCGCCAUAGAGUGGAGGAGGCCAAAGGAACUGUGUAAGGCACCACGGCUCCUCGUGGACGGGGCGACGUGUAAUGACCUUGUGAACGGGGAGAUCAAAAGUGUCUGGUUCAUUACAGCCUGCACGGCCCUGGCUCAUGAGCCCAAACUGUGGAAUAAGGUCUUCCCCGAUGUCAAGUCCCAGGAGUACGAUGACAAGAAUCCUUACGCCGGAAUUUUCCGGUUCCAGUUCUGGAGGUUCGGAGAGUGGAUCGAGGUGGUCAUAGACGACCGGUUGCCCACCAAAGAUGGACAGUUGAUAUUUUUACAUUCCAAGGACAGAAACGAGUUUUGGUCGGCACUCUUCGAAAAAGCUUACGCCAAAUUGUUCGGUGAUUAUGAAUCGAUGAGCACAGGCCAUCCAUCAGAUGCUUUAGUAGAUUUUACAGGUGGGCUAUCUGAAAAACUGGACCUGAAGACUCAAUAUAAUUUCACAAACCCGGAAGUCAAGAAAUCAGUGUUCCAGAAACUGGAGGCAGCUAUAGAUAACAAAGCAUUGAUAAAUUGUAUAAACAUGGUUGACCCUGGUGAAAUUGGUACUGAAGGUCCUAAAGGUUUGAUACGAGGUCAAGGUUAUAAUAUCACUCUGGUAAAAACAAUCGAAAUCCCAAAAUCCCAUUGGGGCACCUUGGAUCACGAGGUGAUGCUGCUGAGGCUCUUCAACCCCUGGGGGGAGAAGGAAUGGACGGGGGCGUGGUCUGAUAAUUCAAAAGAGCUGAAACAGAUGAGUCAAAACGAAUGGGAGAAAGUGGGAAUCAAGUUCACAAAAGAAGGAGAAUUUUACAUGAGCUACAACGACUUCCUGGCCAACUUCACGCACGUGGACAUCUGCCAUUUCGUCAACACCAGCUUCUUCUCCCUCAAGAAAACCUGGCACGAGUCUGUCUUCUUUGGCGAGUGGAAGAUUAGUGGCCGAAAUGGUGGCAACAACCUGCAGAGUCCCAGCUUUUUCUGCAAUCCUCAGUAUCUGUUCGACGUCACCGCUGAGGACACCAUCAUGGUGACGCUUGACCAGAGGGACGUGACGUCAUCCGGCGUGGCGGUCAAGGACAACAAAAACUGCAUAGGGUUUUAUAUCCUCAAGACGGAUGAAAACCGGACCUAUCGGAUCCACGUCGAAGGUCAGGUCAUGUUUACGUCCCAGUUCCUUAAGGCCAGGAAUGUCUUUGGAACGGUCAAGCUGCCCAAAGGUCGCUUCGUGCUCGUGCCCUGCUGUGACACACCCGCGGCUGCCGGGGAGUUCAUGGUCAGGUUCUACACGUCACACAAGGCAGGGUCAAGCAGUGUUCCUAGGGAGCUUACUUUUGAUGCACCCGUAGCUGGAUGCUGCUCCGGCAAGUUUAAAAUUAUGACAACUAUUGUGAUUGAGAAAUUGGAAGAAUUAGCGUUGCCAGCCAAUGAGAAGGGAACUGUUGACCCCCAUGUGGUGGUGAAGUGUGAGGACCAGAAAGUCACAUCAGAGAGCAAGGUCAACCAGACCUCACCUGAGUUCAACUUGUCCUGUACAUUCUACAGAAAAAAACCUUCCCAGCCCAUCAUUGUUGAAGUCUACUGCAAAAGGACAGUAAGAAGUAUUUUCCUAGGGGAGGCAAGGGUUGAUUGGCCAGCAUAUUCUAGAACAGCCACAGAAGGUAUGGAGAAGGGAGAAAAGAAGGAAUACCCACUGUAUGCCAGGGACACAAAAGAUAAGAAAAAUGUUACUAUGCCAGGAAAACUGUUCAUCUUUAUUCAGUCAAGUGAUGAUUUUCAAAUGUUGUAAACAUUAUCUGUAACUAUGUACCCAAACCUGUUUUAAGUAGAUUUUAUUUUAUUUUUUAAAUUGUAGUUGCAUUAUCAUUAAUAUAUUUUUUAUCAUUAAUUUGUAAUGAAUAGUAAAUUAUUCUAAUUAAUUGGGCCUAUUUGGUGGUUUAUUUAAUCUUCAAACUGUAAUUUAUUUUAGUGAAAAACGAACCUUGACAAUUGAAAGAGGUAAAAAUGAAUUUUUCAUUAGAUAUAAACUGGUGCAUUUUUCAUCAUCAACCAAUUUACAGUUUUUAAAAGCAGUAUUAUUGCUCUUCUUAUUUAUAAUUUUGUAAUUACUAGAAUCUCCUUUGUUUCCGUCCACAUGCAUAAAACUGAAAUGUAUGAAACAUUGUGUUUAAACAACACUUGGAAAAAGAAUAACCUCAAUAUUUUAAUUUUUUACAAACUUUGUAUUAAAACUUUAAAAAAUUAUGAGCAUGUUUUGUUAGCAUUAAUCAUAAUAACUUUUAGAAAUAAUUCACUAAACAAAACACCAAAAUAUAAUUGUUUUCAAAUCUAAUGUUUUUAUAAACAACAUGUGGUUAACAAGUCUGAAUAUUUUAAAAACAUUUUUAAAAAGGUUUCUGCACUGAUUUUAUUUCACACCAUGUGCAGUGACUUGCACAGUGUUAAAGCUAUAUGUAUAACCACCUCUAUUUAAAUAACAGAGCCUAUCACAUGUCAGACGCCCUCCAUUACAUACAUUUUUAGUUUACAGAGCCCAAACAAUAUCAUCAAAGUUGCCUUUUCUAAUAAAGCUUUGCAUAUUGUGAUAUAAAAAGUAUUAAAUCAUAAAACAAAAAUUAUUCAGAUUAUUCUUUUCCUGACCAUCUAUUGUAGAGAAAAUAAGUUAGCAAAUUUUGUAAAAUGUUAUUUUUUUAGGUUUUAUUUUUAAAACAACUGUGAUAUGUAAAGAUUUAUUUUUUGAAUGGAUACGCUCUACAUUCCAUAGCAGAUGUUUUUACAAACAUUGUGUACUUUACUAAUAUAAAUUUUAUUUUACCAUUGCUAAAACAGUAAACAUGAUGUUUAAUUUGAUGACUUGAGGACAAAUAAAUACUAA